AUGUACUGGAUCCAGAGGAAUGACGAGUUGGGCGACGCAAGAAGCGCACGCUCAAACUCGGACGCCGUCUCGGGCUGGCCCUCGCCAGGUGCCGUGGCAGCGAGGUCGACGGCCUUCUUCUUGCCGUUGGCCUUGGCCGACGCCUUGGGGGCGGGCUCAUCGGACUCGGAGUCAGAGUCCGACGAGGGAGAGGGCAGUGGAGCCGCCGGCGGUCGAGACGCGCUUCUGAGCCUUGGAGCUGUGGGCAGGGGCGGUGUCGAUCUCCUCCUCCUCCUCACCGUCAGACUCUUCCUCAUCGUCGUCAUCACCCUCCUCCUCCUCAUCGUCCUCGUCAUCGUUCUCCUCUCCGUCCUCAACCUCGUCGUCAGAGCCAAGAAGCUUCAGCUCCUCGCCCUCUUCAUCCUCGUCGUCGUCCUCAUCCUCGUCAUCGUCACCCUCCUCCUUGACAUCAUCCUCCUCGUCAACAUCCAUGCCGUCCUCCUUUCCGUUGGCGAACUCAUCGGUAAAGUGGCUGGCCUUGAUGCUGAAGUUGAGCUUGCCCUUGUCGGCGUCAACCGACGUGAUGACGGCGCGCACCUGGUCGCCCUCGCGGAAGCCCUUGAGCGCCUGGCUGACGUCCUGCUUCUUGUUGUCCGAGAUCUCCGACUUGUGGCACAGGCCGCUGAUGUUGGAGCCGUCGAUGCGGAGGAAGAGACCGUAGGGCUCGACCUUCUUGACGACGGCAGUGACCUUCUGGCCCUCCUUGAAGUCGGUGAUGCUGAUCUUGGCUCCCUUCUGGGGGCUGGACUUGGACUUGAACGUCAUCUCGACAAGCUCGUUGUCGGCGUCGAUGCUGAGGAUCUUGCCCGAGACAAGCUGGUUGACGGUGAAGCGCGACUUCCAGUCCUUCACGAAGUCGUCGAAGAGCUCCUUGAUCAUGACACGGGCAGUGACGUUGCGGCCGAUCGAGACGAACACGCCGUUCUUGGCGACGCUGCGGACAAGACCACGGAUGGCCUGACCCUCCUUGAGGUCAGCGAUCGAGGCGAUCUCGGGGUCGACAAUCUUGAUGUCCUUGGCCUCGGGCUGGACGCGCGACUUGCGGGUCGAGAGGUCAAUGUUGCGCGCGGCAGCGUCAACCUUGAGGAUGUAGCACAUGACCGUGUCGUCGACGUUGAGAGCGCCGUCGCCAGCAGCGAGGGCGAGAUCGUCGGCAGAGUCGGUAGGCGCGACACGGCCACGGACGUUGUUGCCGAGCUUGACCAUGGCGCCCUGAGGGUUCUUGGCGAUGAUGCGGCCGGGGAUAACAUCGCCGACGACGAGCUCGUCAAUCGCACGAGCGGACGCAGAGACGCCGGAAGCGGCCUUGACGGUGCCCUUGACACGCUUGUUGGCAACGAUAAGAAGACCAGAGGUGGGGUUCUUGGAGACGACAACGAGGUCGUCAAUCCUGUCACCGACCUUGAGCGAGGCACGAAGCUCGUCAACGCCCAUUCCGCGGUGGUUGGAGAGGUUGCUGAGCGAGAGGAGGGCGGUGAGCUGGCUAGGGACGAGCGAGACAACGACCUGCUCGGCGUGGAUCUGGGCAACGAUACCGUUGACCUCCUCGCCGACCUCGAGCUUGGCGGCAGCGAUGGCAGUGGGGAGAGCCUGGCGAACGGAAGCGACGAGCCUCUGGGAGUCCUCGUUAACCUCAGUGAUGCGAACGUUGACGGGCUUGCCGACAAAGAAGAUGUCGUUGAGGUUGACGAUGAAGUUCUGGCUGGCCUCAGACUGGGGAAUGAAGGCGCGGAGACCGCCGAAAAGGUCGACGAUGCAGCCCUUGUCGAGGAUCUUGGACACGACGGCGGGGGUGAUCUCGCCGGCCUUGACAUCGGCGAACGACUUGAGGACCGGGAGGUCGGACUCGACGAGCGACUUCUUGGCGGUCAAGACCACGCGGUUGCGAGCAGGCUCAAUGGCGAAGACGCGGACCUUGAUGCUCGAACCGACCUUGAAGCGCUUCUCAGGGUGCUUGAGGCGGAUGUCGGCGUAGUGGAGGGGCCAGACGACGCCGUCGACGCUGCCCUGGACAUUGACAAAGAGACCCUUGUCGGAGAGGCGGCGAAUGGUACCCUUGAGGACCUGGCCGACCUCGAGCUCGCCAACCUGCAUGAAGACCUGGUUGAGGACCUUCUCCUCAAACGAGAGGAGCAGGACGCCGUCAAGGGGCGAAUGGCCGAUGACACGGGCACGGUGGUAGGUGCCGGGCUUGAACUGGCCGGUAGAGGCCGAGAGCGAGGCGACGCGCUCGUCGGCAAGGUGCGAGAUGUGGGCAAAGCCCUCGAGGUCGUCAUCGGUGCGGCAGAUGACUCCCCAGUCGGGGAUAACGCGGAUAACCUUGACCGACUGGAGGGUCUUGCCGAUGGGGACGGCGAGCUCGAGAGGCGUCUUCUUGUCGGCGGCGAGGGGCGAGGCGAGGUUGAAGAUGUGGGGGAGGGCCGAGAGCGCAAAGCGGCGCUCAGAGGACGCGACCGUGUCGUAGAGGAUACGAGCCUUGAGCUUCUUGCCGAUCUUGUAGCGGUCGUCAAUGUCGGCCUCGCCAAGGCCGAGGUGCUGGAGGUCGAUGGUGCCGUCGAAGAAGCCGGCGAUCUUGACGUUGAGACCGGAGGGCACGACGGCGGUGACGAGACACGAGACGAGCUGGCCGGGGAGGAGCGAGCCAAUGUUGGACACCUCAGUGAUGCUGGAGUGAAUCAGCGUCUGCUGGUUGAGCGAGAGCUGGACGACGCGGCCGCCGGCAGUGAGCGACGCGACAGUCGUGGCGACGAGCUGGCCGGGGACGAGGACCUGGGCUGGGGUGUGUGA
Messenger RNA from Vanrija pseudolonga, 2826 nucleotides. RefSeq lists its product as uncharacterized. Lineage: Eukaryota; Fungi; Basidiomycota; Tremellomycetes; Trichosporonales; Trichosporonaceae. The transcript is spliced from 2 exons. The coding region runs from base 1 to 2826 and encodes 941 amino acids. The record is from RefSeq and is a predicted model, not a curated record.